AGACCUGUCAGGACUUCACUUGGAUCCAUGGCUGGGCUCAGGGGUGGGCUGUCGGUAGUACUGACUGCAGCUCUGUUGCUGGUUUCAGUUUGUGGUUGGGAGGAGGUUAACGAAGCUCCUCUUUGGGAACUGGAUGGGACAGAGCAGUGGGGUGACCUAGUUAGUGAGCCUGUGUCAGAUCAGUACGAGGACUAUGAUGAUGGUGGUGAUGCCGACGUUGAUGGCGUGGCCACUAGUGAUGUUGUCCACCCUCUUUCUCAUAAUGCCUUUGAGCUAGCAAAUGUAGAUUCUGGCCAAAGAAGCUGGGUCAGUGGUCGUGGCUUUCAGGUUGAAGCUACAACUGUCCAUCCGAGCAGCUGUACCGACAAUACAGGUCUGAGUUCGUCUGGGCUGGGUGUGGUUUGUGGCAAAGCUGAAUUCCAGUUUACUCUGACAGGUCAAUUAAGUGAAGUUAAAGUUUUGGGUGAGACGAAUAUGUCUGUCAUGGAUGUGCCAGGGUCUUGUGGGUAUGAUGUGGGCCCUUUUAACAACAACUUUACUAUACCCUUCAGUGACUGCAAUGUGGAACAUACUGAUGGAUACAAACUGCGGUUGUCAUACAUUGAUGAGAAUGGCCAGGCACAAGUUGUUACUGCGUCUUGUGAGGGAGGUUCAGAGUUUAGCACUGGACCCUUUCCUCGCUCCAGUAGUCAAUUGCAUGCCAGGGGAUGUAAAAACGGUCCAUCACCCUUGCUGUCCCCUUUGCCACUGUCGCCAUCACACUCACGAAACUGCACAGUCUCAAAGGGGGACUGGGUGUGUUGUGGUGAUGUGGGUGUAUCGGCCUCAGAAUGUGAAAAGAUGGGAUGCUGUUUUGAUCAUGGCGCAGCUGCUUGCCACUAUCCAGUGAACGAGCCGCUGCCCCGGGCCUUUCCCUCACUCUCAAAAUUACCUGUGCCAUCAGUGUCUCCAUCACCACCAUUGAAAGCACGGAAUUGUGCAGUUUCCAAGGAGGAGUGGGUGCGUUGUGGUGAAUUGGGCAUAUCAUUUUCAGCCUGUGAAACAAUGGGAUGCUGUUUUGAUGACUGUGAAUCUGCCUGUUACUAUCCAUUGGAUGAGUGCUCUGAUGAUCACCACUUUGUUUUUGCAAUUCGAUACAACUCUGCUUUUGUCCCUGUGGAUACCACCAAGCUUGUUACUCCUGGGAUGCCACACUGUAAACCUGUCAUUGUUAAUGACAAAGUUGCCAUCUUCAAGUUUCAAGUCACAGAAUGUGGAACACAUUCUUAUAAAGUUGGUGAGACAGUGGUAUACCUGACUGAAGUGCAGACUGUUAUCCCAGCUCUGAAACUAAAGUAUGGUAUAAUUGCAAGAACUAAUCCACUUAGCUUUGUGUUUGAAUGCCGCUAUUACAAAAACGGAACAGCUUAUGCGGCUCCGCAGUCACUGGUCAGCGUCGGCUACACUGUUAAGAUACCAAGUUCCAGUUUGCCAUCAACUGUGAUCUCUGACGGCUUGUAUGGUGUUGAGCUGAGAAUUGCUAAAGAUGCUACAUUCUCAAGUUACUGGCCCAGUAACCAUCACACCCUGCGACUGCUCCUUGGCACAAAAGUGUUUCUUGAACUAAACCUGCUGUCUCCAACACCAGAUGCACUACUACUUGUCCACUACUGUGUAGCUUAUCCUCGGUCUGCAAAGAAUGCACUGGUGCUCAUUUAUGAAGGGUGUGCCAACCCUUAUGAUCCAACUGUGGCCAUCCUUAAAGUCCAUGGCUUUUCCCAAAAUGGCAGCCAGAGGCGCUUCUCUGUUGAAGCCUUCCAGUUUAUGGAUAUAACACAAAACCAGUACCUUGAUGAAGAAAUCUAUUUCAUGUGUUCUGUUGAAAUUUGUAUGCCACUAGAAAGGAAGUGUGAAGAGCACUGUUUUGAUGGAAAGGCACCAUAAGAGUUUGCAGUUUGAAAACCUGUUGAAAUGUACUGAGAAUAAAUGGAAUUUUGUAAUAAACAAA
Monopterus albus (swamp eel) is the source of this 1987-nucleotide messenger RNA. Its product is annotated as zona pellucida sperm-binding protein 4-like. NCBI's taxonomy places the organism in Eukaryota, Metazoa, Chordata, Actinopteri, Synbranchiformes, Synbranchidae. Gene Ontology annotation, biological process: binding of sperm to zona pellucida; prevention of polyspermy. The record is from RefSeq and is a predicted model, not a curated record. Gene Ontology annotation, cellular component: egg coat. Gene Ontology annotation, molecular function: acrosin binding; structural constituent of egg coat. The coding region runs from base 28 to 1923 and encodes 631 amino acids. The transcript is spliced from 14 exons.